Hemicordylus capensis (graceful crag lizard) is the source of this 569-nucleotide messenger RNA. It is a transcript of the gene NDUFS6, whose product is annotated as NADH:ubiquinone oxidoreductase subunit S6. The record is from RefSeq and is a predicted model, not a curated record. Gene Ontology annotation, biological process: mitochondrial electron transport, NADH to ubiquinone. The transcript is spliced from 4 exons. Bases 95 to 496 code for a protein of 133 amino acids. NCBI's taxonomy places the organism in Eukaryota, Metazoa, Chordata, Lepidosauria, Squamata, Cordylidae.
UGUUGGUGUCGCUUGAAAGCGAGCGUCGUUUUCAAGUCCUCUUCAGAACGCGCGUGCGCAGGAAAAGGGGAGGGGCUUGUUGAGCAUCCCCGAUAUGGCGGCGCCCGCUCUGUCCUUGCCAGGGGUGCUGCGCGCGGGCUUCAUUUUGACGCGCGGCAGAGCGGCUCUCCUCUCCGGGCCCUCCACACUGGGGCGAAGCUACGGCUCUGCGACAUCUCCGACCGGCGAGAAAGUGACUCACACGGGGCAGGUUUAUGAGGAAUAUGACUACAGAAGGAUUCGAUUUUCUGGGCGUCAAAAAGAGCUGAAUGAAAGCUUUGCCAUUGAUUUGAUUGCUGAGCAGCCUGUGAGCGAAGUUGAAAGCAGAGUCAUAUCCUGCGAUGGUGGUGGUGGAGCUCUGGGUCAUCCUAAAGUGUAUAUAAACCUGGACAAAGAUACAAAAACGGGAACAUGUGGCUACUGUGGACUUCAGUUUAAGCAGAAGCAUCAUCACUGAAGUGAAUUGUCUUAUGUCCUGCAGAGUUGUCAACCUUUCUGUGUUGUAGUAUUAAAUAAAUAUUUAAAAUACA